CCCCCGGCCGGCAGGGGGAGCCGCGCCGCCGCCCCUGCCGCGCCGCCCCGAGUCGGGCUCAAAGUUUGUGAGGCGGAGCCCCGGCGGGAUCGCCGCGGCCCCGGAGCGCCAUGCCCGUCAGGAAGCAAGAUACCCAGCGAGCCCUGCGCCUCCUGGAGGAAUACCGCUCCAAGCUGAGCCAGGCGGAGGACCGGCAGCUGCGAAACUCCAUUGAGCGUGUCAUCAGCAUCUUCCAAAGUAACCUUUUUCAGGCUUUGAUAGAUAUUCAAGAGUUUUACGAAGUGACCUUAUUGGACAACCCAAAAUGCAUUGAUCACUCACAGCCAUCUGAACCAAUACAGCCUGUGAAUACCUGGGACUUCUCUAGCCUUCCAAGCACAACAGUCACAUCAGAAACACUGCCGAGCAGCCUUAGCCCAAGUGUAGAGAAAUACCGCUACCAGGAUGACGAUACACCUCCACAAGAGCACAGCUCUCCGCACAUUGCCAAUGAGGUGACGGGUCCAGAGCUGGUUCAUGUAUCAGAGAAGAAUCUGUCACAGAUCGAGAAUGUUCAUGGAUUUGUUUCCCAUUCUCACAUUUCACCAGUAAAGCCCACAGAAGCUGUUCCUUCCUCUUCUCCCACUGUCCCUGUGAUCCCUGUCCCACCAGUCCCUGCUGAGACCACUGUCAUCCCAUCCACCAUACCACAGGCAAAUCCCCCUCCAGUGCUGGUGAAUACAGAUUCUUUGGAGACUCCAACAUAUGUUAAUGGCACAGAUGCAGAUUAUGAGUAUGAAGAAAUUACUCUUGAAAGGGGAAAUUCAGGACUUGGCUUUAGCAUUGCAGGUGGUACAGACAACCCACAUAUUGGGGAUGAUUCAAGUAUUUUCAUUACAAAAAUUAUAGCCGGGGGUGCAGCUGCCCAGGAUGGAAGAUUACGGGUUAAUGAUUGUAUUCUACGGGUAAAUGAGGUGGAUGUUCGUGAUGUGACACACAGCAAAGCAGUUGAAGCGUUGAAAGAAGCGGGAUCAAUUGUACGAUUGUAUGUCAAAAGAAGAAAACCAGUCACAGAAAAAAUAGUGGAAAUCAAACUUGUAAAAGGCCCCAAAGGUCUUGGUUUCAGUAUUGCUGGUGGUGUAGGAAAUCAGCAUAUACCUGGAGACAACAGCAUCUAUGUAACUAAAAUCAUUGAAGGUGGGGCAGCACAUAAAGAUGGCAAACUUCAGAUUGGAGACAAACUUCUAGCUGUGAACAGUGUCUGCUUGGAAGAAGUUACUCAUGAAGAAGCAGUGACUGCCUUAAAAAACACAUCUGACUUUGUUUAUCUGAAAGUUGCAAAACCUACUAGCAUGUUCAUGAAUGACAGUUAUGCCCCUCCUGACAUCACAAACUCUUAUUCUCAACCAGUGGAUAACCAUAUCGCUCAGUCUGCCUACCUGGGACAGUCCCUGCCUCCAGCAUCACCAGGGCGAUAUUCCCCGAUUCCCAAGGGAAUGCUUGGUGAUGAUGAGAUUACCAGGGAGCCUAGAAAGGUUGUCCUACAUCGAGGAUCAACAGGUCUUGGUUUCAACAUUGUUGGAGGAGAAGAUGGAGAAGGAAUUUUCAUCUCUUUCAUCCUUGCAGGAGGGCCAGCUGACCUGAGUGGAGAGCUUAGGAAAGGAGAUCGUAUAAUUUCUGUAAAUGGAGUAGAUCUAAAAGCAGCAACCCAUGAACAGGCAGCAGCAGCCCUGAAGAACGCAGGCCAAGCAGUAACUAUUGUAGCUCAGUACCGUCCAGAAGAAUACAGUCGUUUUGAAGCUAAAAUACAUGAUUUACGGGAACAGAUGAUGAACAGUAGCAUUAGUUCAGGAUCAGGAUCUUUGCGAACCAGCCAGAAGAGAUCCCUCUAUGUCAGAGCUCUUUUUGAUUAUGAUAAGACUAAAGAUAGCGGCCUUCCAAGUCAAGGAUUGAACUUCAAAUUUGGCGACAUUCUGCAUGUCAUUAAUGCUUCUGAUGAUGAGUGGUGGCAAGCACGGCAGGUAACUCCAGAUGGAGAAAGUGAUGAAAUUGGAGUUAUCCCAAGCAAACGCAGAGUUGAGAAAAAAGAACGAGCCCGUUUAAAGACGGUGAAAUUCAAUUCAAAAACAAGAGGAGAUAAAGGGCAGUCAUUCAAUGACAAGCGUAAAAAGAACCUCUUUUCCCGAAAAUUUCCCUUCUACAAGAACAAGGACCAGAGUGAGCAGGAAACCAGUGAUAUUGACCAGCAUGUAACCUCUAAUGCCAGCGAUAGUGAAAGUAGUUACCGUGGCCAAGAGGAAUAUGUCUUGUCAUAUGAACCAGUCAAUCAACAAGAAGUCAGUUACACUCGACCUGUGAUUGUUUUGGGACCCAUGAAAGACAGAAUAAAUGAUGAUCUGAUCUCAGAAUUUCCAGACAAAUUUGGCUCAUGUGUUCCACAUACUACUAGACCAAAACGAGAUUAUGAGGUGGAUGGACGUGAUUACCAUUUUGUCACUUCUCGAGAGCAAAUGGAGAAGGAUAUUCAAGAUCACAAAUUCAUUGAAGCUGGACAGUACAACAACCAUCUUUAUGGAACAAGUGUCCAAUCAGUGCGAGAAGUAGCAGAAAAGGGUAAGCAUUGCAUUCUUGACGUUUCUGGUAACGCCAUCAAAAGGUUGCAGAUUGCCCAGCUGUACCCAAUCUCCAUUUUUAUUAAACCCAAAACAGUGGAAAAUAUCAUGGAAAUGAAUAAACGCUUAACGGAAGAGCAAGCCAGGAAGACAUUUGAGAGAGCCAUGAAACUGGAGCAAGAGUUUACUGAACACUUCACAGCUAUUGUCCAAGGAGACACGCUGGAAGAAGUCUACAACCAAGUGAAACAGAUCAUAGAGGAACAGUCUGGCCCUUACAUCUGGGUUCCAGCAAAGGAAAAAUUAUGAAAACAGAUUUUUAUUUUCCAUUUUCUAACUGACAUCACCUACUACAUCUGACGACUCUUAAGCCCUUCCAGUGGAGCCUGCCUCUAGCUUUCCAGCGUGGUUCAUACCCUAACCAUCACAUUCUGCAGUUCCCAUAAUGCUUUACAUUUGGUGUCUCUCUUAGUUUAAAUAAUUUGUAUUACUGUGUGUUGUUGGUUUGCCAUUUUUCAAACAUGGCAGUGGAAUGGCCUGACCAGCUAUUAGUUUGGG
Messenger RNA from Colius striatus (speckled mousebird), 3149 nucleotides. RefSeq names its product discs large MAGUK scaffold protein 1 (gene DLG1). The coding region runs from base 111 to 2900 and encodes 929 amino acids. Gene Ontology annotation, biological process: chemical synaptic transmission; neurotransmitter receptor localization to postsynaptic specialization membrane. Lineage: Eukaryota; Metazoa; Chordata; Aves; Coliiformes; Coliidae. The record is from RefSeq and is a predicted model, not a curated record. Gene Ontology annotation, molecular function: kinase binding. The transcript has 25 exons. Gene Ontology annotation, cellular component: neuron projection; postsynaptic density membrane; neuromuscular junction.